GUGAUAUAAUUAUAUUAUUAAAGAAGUAGCUAUUGUAACAUUUAUUAGUAAUAUAUACAACUCUUAUAGUUAGUAUAUAUCUGUAUUAUCGGAGGCACGUACCAAAAGAUAUCAAUUUGCACUUACAGUGGCCGAAACCCCAUGUUCCAUCACUUAAAUUACUAAGCUCAGGCUCUAGCUAAACAAAUUAGCCCAUGUUUCCAUCACAUAAACUAGUGCCGCUCUUGCUAUCCAAGGAAAUUUCGAAACUGAAAAACAGGGGCGUACGCAACAGAGGCAAGGUCAGCCGGGGAGGGUGCACGCGGCCAGGUGCUGGGAAAAUCUACACUCGUUGACAAGGUGUUUAACCAACUAACAACGUCACCCCUAGGAUCACUCACUGCCCCGCUCAGAAGGAGGAAGCCAAAGCCAAGCAACCACACGUCCAAAACUGCAACGCCCGCCUCGCGCUCGCGCGCACGUCGGCGCGGCACGGGCAUGGGGUGGGUGCGCGUGCGGAGCCCCCCGGUGCUGCAGUCGAAGCUGCUCUGCCUCUCCCUGCUCUACCUCCUCACCACGCUCCCGCUCGCGCUCUACGUCUCCUUCUCCGACCCCGACCGCCGCUGCCCCCUCCUGCCCUUCCCCUCCCGCGCCUCCCCGGCCUCUGCGAAGCCGCUCUUUCAAUACCCGCCCGGGUACGGCGAGCACAAGCACGCCCUGCCUGCCCCACGCCUGCUCUGCUCCAAUCCCGUCGUCUUCGCAGACUAUAAGACUGUCCUGGAAGAGAUCAGUGGCCUCUGCCGCAACCUCUCGGUGUCUCCUUCUACACCCCCCGUGUUGCGGUAUCAGAGAGGCAGGAGGAAAUCGUUUGCGGGAAACUUGUCUGCCGAGGAACGGAGAUCGUUCUUCAGUCACACUGACAACAGAGUGGAAAUUCCCUGUGGGUUCUUCAAGGAGUUCCCCCUCCGAGAAGUUGAUAGAUUAGCCAUGGAGAACUGCCGGGGCGUGGUGGUCGCCUCGGCGAUCUUGAACGACUACGACAAGAUCCGGCAGCCCAAGGGGCUCGGGUCCGAGACUCUCAAGACGGCGUGCUUCUUCAUGUUCAUAGACGACGCCACACACAGGGUCCUCGCAAGGCACGGCAUUCUAACAGAGGACGCGCACGGCGGCGUCGGCACCGUCGGCGCGUGGCGCGUCGCGAGGCUGCGCACCGGCGGGCUCCCCUACGAGAACCCGGCCAUGAACGGCGUCGUCGCUAAGCACCUCCUGCACCGGCUGUUCCUGAACGCCAGGUUCAGCGUCUGGGUCGACGCCAAGAUGCAGCUGACGGUCGACCCGCUGCUGCUGGUGCACUCGCUCCUCGUCGACAAGGGCGUGGACAUGGCGGUGUCCAAGCACCCGUUCAACCUCCACACCAUGGAGGAGGCGAUCGCGACGGCGCGGUGGCGCAAGUGGGGGGAUGUGGAGGCCAUCAGGGUGCAGAUGGAGAGUUACUGCGAGAACGGCCUGCAGCCAUGGUCCCCCAGCAAGCUUCCAUAUCCAUCAGAUGUACCGGACACGGCGAUCAUCAUCAGGAGGCACGGCCUAGCCAGCGACCUCUUCUCCUGCCUGCUGUUCAACGAGCUGGAGGUGUUCAAUCCGCGCGACCAGCUCGCCUUCGCGUACGUCAGGGACCAUAUGAUCCCCAAGGUGAGCAUGAACAUGUUUGAGGUCGAGGUGUUCGAGCACAUCGCCGUCGAGUACCGGCACAACUUGAAGCGUGAUGGCGUGGGACGAGGGAAGCAGGGGGACACUAGGAUGGCGUCCUCAAGAGACAUCACUGGGAGCAGCUGCGAGAAGUACCUUCUGAAGAUGUGGGGAGAGCAUACUGAAUAAGGUCUUUUGCAAAUGCGGACCAAUUCUUCUUUUUCCCUUUUUGUUCUAAAGAUUGCAUAGAUGUACAUAUACUGCAGGUAAUUUUGACAUACUAGAUCUUUUUGUCUUGUUAUGGGUAGUAGAUCAAGGCUUGUCAUUUUAUUAGGAGAUAAGUUUGUUAGGAGUUAGAUUUAAUUUGGUUAGAAGAUAAGUUUGAUUUGAUUUUCAAUUUAGUAGGAGAUAAGUUUGAUAAGUUAAGAUUUGGAGUCGUUUAAGAAUUGUAAUCACCCCAUAUAUAAGGAAAUGCAAUAUUCAGAAUAAAGGUAUGCAAAAAAAGAAUUAAUUUAAGUCUCCCUAA
This is a messenger RNA of Phragmites australis (common reed), 2191 nucleotides long. RefSeq names its product alkaline ceramidase TOD1-like. Bases 478 to 1854 code for a protein of 458 amino acids. Lineage: Eukaryota; Viridiplantae; Streptophyta; Magnoliopsida; Poales; Poaceae. The transcript has 4 exons. The record is from RefSeq and is a predicted model, not a curated record.